This is a messenger RNA of Momordica charantia (bitter melon), 2267 nucleotides long. RefSeq names its product double-stranded DNA binding protein (gene BIN4). The record is from RefSeq and is a predicted model, not a curated record. Gene Ontology annotation, molecular function: double-stranded DNA binding. Gene Ontology annotation, biological process: chromosome organization; DNA endoreduplication. Lineage: Eukaryota; Viridiplantae; Streptophyta; Magnoliopsida; Cucurbitales; Cucurbitaceae. Gene Ontology annotation, cellular component: DNA topoisomerase type II (double strand cut, ATP-hydrolyzing) complex; nucleus.
UAAUCUACUUCUGUUUCCCUCUUCCUCGACCAGCUAGCCCUUCACGCCAGACCCCACCUCAGGCGCUCUCUGAACUCGCUAAAACCCUCCCCCUCAUCCUCCAUCCCCUGCCGGCGACACACUCACGGCGAACACCACGUCAGGCGGUGGUAGUGCAGAUCUUCGACGAACGGCGAAACUCCAACGGCCCGCGAUUCCCCGACACGAACUUCUUCUCCGGCGUCCGCCGAAUGUUGAGACAGGCUCUCGAUUAGCGGUACGUCGGGGAUCGUUUGGAGCUGCGCUGUGAUCGUUCAGGAAGGCUUAAUCGGGAUCGGUCUCGAGCUCUCUGUACUCAGGCGUGCCCGGUUCCGGCAUGAAUCGGCGGCUCACUGUCGGGCGAUUCGGUAGGUAGCCGGCGUAGGGGUAUUGGCCGAAGUUCACAGCGAUCCUUAUAACAAUGACAAAAUACUUUAUUUUCUGGGUUAUAUAUCUUUUGAUUUGGUAUUUUGUACGGGGGAAGAACUUUGUAUGAUUUCGACGGCCUUCCAUUCACCAAGUAAGAGAAUAGUGGAUCUCGAAUCCGUGGACGUUAUUUGGCAGCGGAAUAGUGCAGUGGAAAGACCAAAAGACUUCUGAAUUAAUACGAAGGCCCAAAUGAGCAGUUCGAGAGAGCAAUCUCCAGAUUGGAUGCGAUCUUUCCAAAUCUCUUGAACAACAGCAGAAACUUCAAAUUCACUUUCUUGCUUUUGGAAAGGCUGUUUUGUUGUGAGAGCUAUCUCAGUCAUUCUUUUGGAAAGCGUCGAAACAGGUACCAACUGGUGUUGCACUAUCCUCUAAUUCUGAAUCAUCAAAUAAUGUGAGCUCAUUUAUGGACAAUGCAAUUGAUCAAAAGGAUCUAUCUUCACAUAAAACCACACAAGACUUGGAUGGAGAUCAGAUACAAGGGGACCGUGGCCACCAUAAUCUGGUGAAGGAAAUGAAACUUGAGGAACACGCGGGACAUGGGGACUCAAAGCACUCAGUUUGGAUGUUAUCAUCAGAUUCGGAGUUGUGUUCUGAUAAUAGUCUUAUAAAGGAGGAUUAUAGUCAUCACGAAGAAUUAUUUGAAUCUAAAACAUCUCAAUUCCUAGGGAGACGGAAGGAUGAAAAUACAGAUCGAGAAUUCACUGAUGGAAAAUCUAAAUCAAGGAAAGUGUCAGAUAAAAAGUCUCCAAAAAAAGAGGUCAAAUCACAAGUUCGUACUUUGACAAAAGAGAAGAUAAUCAAUUUUCACACCAAUAAAGAAGGUUUUGUGUUAGAAGGAUCUGAAUGCUGUGUAAGAAAUGGUGGAGACGUGGAGAUUAUAGGAAAAGAUGCAUUGGAUGACUGCAACGGACCUCCUGUUUCCUCCUCAAGGUUGCCAUUGGUCCUCUCUGACAAAGUCCAUCGGUUGAAGGCACUUGUUGAGUGUGAAGGAACUUCAAUAGAUUUGAGUGGUGACGUGGGUGCUGUAGGACGAGUUGUAGUUUCAGAUUCCUCAUUUGCAAAAAAUGAACUUUGUCUAGAUUUGAAAGGUACAAUUUAUAGAGCGGCAAUAGUUCCUUCAAGGACAUUUUGCAUUGUUAGCUUUGGUCAAUCAGAGGCAAAGAUGGAGUGUAUCAUGAAUGACUUUAUACAGUUGAAGGCAGAAUCCAAUAUUGAUGAGGCUGAAACUAUGGUUGAAGGAACAUUGGAUGGCUUCUCAUUUGAUUCCGAAGAUGAGGCUGAGAAAAUAACUAAAGUUUCUUCCUCUCCAACCGACCAAAAUGAGGCAGUAGAAGGGCUCAGCAAAAAAUCAAAAAAUAAAGCUGAGAAAUCAUCAGGGCGGAAGCGCGUUAGAACUGGAGGAAAGCUGCAGGCACCAAAGAAAGCAAGGAAGAAAGUUCAAGGUUUUAAAACUAAAAAUGGCAAGAGCAAGAAAUGAAGCUUGAAAUCUCUACUGUAUAAGCUUUUAAUCCAAGGUGGUUGAAUAGUUGUUUCUCAUGGCCCCUAGGAGGGCAGAGUCAGAAUGCAAGAGGUGAGGCAAAACGAACGAGAUGCUUCAACCAACAGGGCUUGAAACAUGGGGAUUUUUUUGUUUUUGUUUUUUGAGUACAACAUGUGGGUAGGGGUGGGGGAUUCUUGAUUGGAGAUAUAUGUCAAUUACUAUUGAGUUAUGUUUGCUUUGGUGAAAUAUGAGAUUUUUUGCGUGAAACGUAGGAUCUUUUCUCCCCUUUUAUCUCUGACACGAAGUUGAAUAGUUUAAUGAAUGUCGUUUUUGCUGUGAA